Chelonia mydas (Green sea turtle) is the source of this 6980-nucleotide messenger RNA. RefSeq names its product NIPA magnesium transporter 1 (gene NIPA1). Gene Ontology annotation, cellular component: membrane. NCBI's taxonomy places the organism in Eukaryota, Metazoa, Chordata, Testudines, Cheloniidae. Gene Ontology annotation, biological process: magnesium ion transport. Gene Ontology annotation, molecular function: magnesium ion transmembrane transporter activity. Bases 4502 to 5329 code for a protein of 275 amino acids. The transcript has 5 exons. The record is from RefSeq and is a predicted model, not a curated record.
GCGGGGGCGGAAGGGGCCGCGCAGAGCCCCGGCCCCGCCGCCGUCUCCCUGGGCUUGAGCGUGGCCGUGGUCUCCAGCCUGGUGAACGGUUCCACCUUCGUGCUGCAGAAGAAAGGGAUCGUGAGGGCGAGAGGACGAGAUUCCAAGACCAGAAGGGACCAUGUGAUCAUCUAGUCUGACCUUCUGUAUAACACAGGCCAUAAAUGUCCCUAAAAUAAUUCCUACAGCAGAUCUUUUAGAAAACAUCCCAUCUAGAAUUAAAAAUUGUCAGUAAGGGAGAACCCACCAGGACCCUUGAUACAUUGUGCUAAUGGUUAAUUACUCUCACCAUUAAAAUUUAUGCCUUAUUUCCAGUCUUAAUUUGUCUAGUUUCAACUUCCAGCUAACUUUAUUUGUACCCCCUCUUUGUUCUGGUUCUCUCAUAAGGACACAUUGCCAAUUAUGCUGAAUUAUGUGGUUAUCUUGCUUUAUGGAGAAAUGCCCACCAAGUAUUAUAAAACCACCAAACGUUUUUCUUUAUUAUAUAACUGUAAGCCUUAAUGUGGAGUUGGAUUCCUAAGGUAAAAAUGUAGAGCAAUAGCUCACUGUGCUGCCCACUUAAAUGUUUCUGACAAAUCAACAUGAUUGUUACAAAUUCACAAUUUGUCAUUUUUUGUGUGUUCUGAAGUCAGUUUUCUAAAGCAUGAUACUAUUUUGCUAACAGAGUUUUUGUGCUUUGAAUUUAUCUGUGAGAAAUAGCAAAAUUUGUCUUUCUUUUCCCCCCUAAAUCCUUGCUUUGGAAUGAUUUCAAGAGGAAACUCAUAGACUCUGUGUUGCACUGUAAUCAGUUACAUGUUUCUUGCAGCAGUCAUUCUUUUUGUAUUUGUAUAUAUAUAUGUAGGGAGCUCUUGUGGAAUCUCUAUUCAAAUUACCAGAACAUGUUAGAUAUGACCUCCAGAAUUUUUUUAUAUUACUGGUCUAGGACCAGCUCACAUUUCAAGAUCAUGCUGUGUCUAAUGUGUUCAUGAUGGACUCUUUCAUGCAUAACAAACAACUUUCAACUGCAUUACUACCAGCUGACAGCAUGAUCCAACAAGUUUAUUUUGCAUUUUCCACAACUGCAGCAUUGUGUGACAUUUUAAGGCCCUGUACAUACUGCUGUUUUUACUCCUGAGGGCAUUCUGUGCCAAAAAAUCUGCAUACAAUAUUUUAAAAUUCUGCAAGUUUUAUUUGUCAAUAAAUAAAUGCAGAGGUGGGAGAUCACACUGCAGCCUCCUCAACUCCGGGACAUGGACUCAGUGGUGAGGCUGCACCCAACCCUGACACAGCACAAGGCCUGGAUAUGCCCCAGAAAUACCCUGGGGUCCUGCCCCUCUGCACCAGGCACAACAGGUGUGGGGCAGGAAGGCUCAACCAGGCAGGAUCCAAGUGUGGAGUGGCUCAGUGUGGGGUGAGAGGAUUCUGUGUGGGACAAUCUGGGUGCAGGCAGCUCAGUGGAGGGUCUAGGUGUGGGGGGAUCUGGAUGCACAGAGGCUUGUGGGGGGGCGGGGCGGUUUCCAGGGGCAGGGGCAAUGUGACUGCAGGGGCUUCCAGGUGAAGGUGGUUGGAGCUCAGCAAAGGGGCCUGCGUGUGGGGUCUCAGAAGGGGCAUCUGGAUGCUAGGGAAGUGGGACUUGGUGGGGUGGGGGUCUGGGUGCAGCUAAUUGGGGUCAGUGGUGUGAGGGUCUGGAUGUGGGGGGUGCAGGGGGGUGGGGCUUUUCAGGGUGGGGGUUUGAAUGCAGAGAGCUCAGUGGGGGUGGUCUAGGUGCAGAGUUGGGGAUCUGGAUGCAGGGGGCUCCAGAUGCAGGGGUUGAGAUUCAGGGGGGUGGGGUUCGUGUAUGGAAGGCUAGGGGGAAUGUGGGCAAAUGGGGUGAGACUUGGCAGGGGUGUCUGGGUAUGGGAGGUCCAGAUGCACGGGGGUUGGGCGGAUGGGGGAGCAGCUCCCUGUACGGUGACCCCUUCCCUGUAGCUGAGGAGCAAUGGGGGCAGGAAGCAGGGGAGGAUGCUGAGCUUCCUGCAGCUGGGGCAGGUUUCUGGGGUGGGUCUGACACAUCCCCAGCCACUCCUUGCUGGGGAGGAAGAAGUCGCACCCUCUCCUGCGUCUAGCCCAGCUGGGACUAGCAGCUGAUCCCGGCUCAGGGUAGGAGCCACUGGCUGGGGUAUCCCCAGCCCUGCGGUGAUUUACCCCUUCACUGGCUGCUCUGGGUGCCUGAAACAUUGUACUUGCGCUGCUAGGAAGUGGUGUCUGACUGCUCUGCAGCUUCCCUGUGCUUCUCUGUCAGAAAGUCAUUUUUCUGUGGGGAAGCAAAGAAAUCUGUGGGGGACAUGAAUUCUGCACAUGCGCAGUGGUGCAGAAUUCCCCCACGAGUAUGCUUUGUAAACACAUGUUUUUUUCCCCCUAAAGAAAGUUGUAAUUUUUGUUGCGUUCUUUGUGUUUUGUUUUGUUUUGUUUUUGUUUGUUUGUUUUCAUACACAAGUGAUAUUUAUACAACAAACACAUUUCGGGAGUAACUUAGUUACAACACUGUUGUCCCCAGCAUAAGUAAAUCAAAUUUCUGUUUUGCUGUGUAGCUGGGACCUAACCAUGGGAUCUAACCAUUUCAAGAAUUAUGCUAAAGUCUUGAACUGUCAAAUUCACAUAAUUUAAGUUUUUUCAGUGUUGGUAGUUGGAUGUCUAAUAUGUAAAAUAACGUUAAUGUCACAAAAUAUAUAGAAAAGUUACUUGUAUCUCCAUUAUGUUUUUUCUUGGCAAAAUCUGAGUGCCAAGCUACUGAGGACAGCAUUUCCUAAUUGCUAUAUACAAGAGGGAGCUACAAAAGCCUAGCAAAAUUAAGUCGUGAAAAUAUGAGAUGUGGAAUCCUAAAAGAUACUACUAGGCCAGUGUUUUCUCCAUUUUAAUAUAUUGGGCCAGUAUAGCUUGAAUGUGGAAGUCAGAACUAACACAGGGCAUGAUCCAAAGCUCAUUGGUGUCCUUCCACUGAUUUCAGUAGGCUUUGCAUUAGGUCCAUAAUUGACAGCCUGGUACUUAACUUGCCUCUUCAAGCUUUUGCUACACUAGUGAAUUGAAUCAGUGAGAUAGUAUCAGAUUGUGCUUGGAGAGGAAACAGCAGUAGGGGGACAAAUAUUUUGUGAAGUUAGUUUACUAGUGAUGAUAUUUUGUGUAAUUUGUACAACUAUUGAGACAUUUUUAUUUUAUUUGCAAUAACAGAAAUGUAAUCUGAUAAAUUAGACACCCACUCAAAAGCUGAUCAUACUGCUUACUGUCAUAAUUUUUUCUCCCAUUUCAAUUCUGAUGUGGUUUUAGCAACCAUUAUUCAAGGAGUUCCUAGAGUUAAAGGUUAUUGCUUUAUGCUAUUUGGGAUUCUGAACUUUCAGCUGAUGAGUACAACAUUGGUUCGAUUUCUAGCAAUUCAUAAGAGAGCAUCUGCUAAAGUAAGAGCAGAACUGAAGUAUGGGCAUACGAGCAGGAAAUAAUAACCAGAAUAAUGUGAUGUUAAUGUCUGACACCUUGCAGACUACCGCAGAUAAACACAAACGUUACUCUCCUUGAGAGUUUUCCUGGUGUCUAGCCUUGAUGGUCUGCAUGAUAUUAGACCUUACAUUAUUCAGGAGUAUUUUCGACAGGCAUUCAUUUAUUUUAACAUUGUUUUCUAUUUUUUGCUCUGGUCCAGGACUUACUGUAACUCAUAAUGGACCUUGGACUUUUAUAACUUUUUUAUAUUGAUUUUCUUUAGGAUUCUCCAAUAGGAAAAUAAAACUCAUGAUUUGUAAAGUGUGUCCUGAAAAAUCAUGCCUUUCUUUUAGUCAAGUUUUAAGAAUAUCACAACUCCCUAGUAAAUUCCACAUUAAAAGUCUGAGGUAAAAUAGGAGACGAAAAAUUCAUAACAAUUGUCUGAUGAAAAUCCAUAACAAUUUCUGAUAAUAUAAUGAAAAUAUACAGUCUCAAAAUUGGUAGGCAGGUAAAGAACAGUCUGGAGUUUUCACCCAUGUCUUUGAAAUGUAACAUGUUCACAUCCCAGAGAAGGCCUAGAUCACGUAGCCACAGGAGACUAAGGGCUUGCCAAAAGUCCACACCCAAACAUCUCUGAUUUCUCUGUAAGUGUCUUAAAAUUGUCCCAGUCCAAGUGGCUUGUAGAAAUUAUUUUUUGUCUCUUAGGCCAGAUUUUCUGAAAGAUCACACUAUCUCCUGGUAAUGAGUCUAACAUAUAUGGUGAAUAGAAUCUUCAGAAACAUUUGUGGAUAUUUCAAGGCUUCCUUUUAUAUAGGAUGAGGAUAUUUUGUAAGCAUUUGAAAUUGAAUUUCUAAUGAUCAGAUGCAUUGAGAAAGUGUACCAGGAUUAGUUAGGCUAGAUUGGAGCUACCAUCAUAGUUUUUUUUCUAAUGUCCUUACAACUGUGUGCGAGUGUGUGUGAAAAUGAUUUCUUAGCUUAGCUUUAAUGUUGCUCUUUUAUAUUUUUUCCAGUAGAACUCAUCCACUCUUUUCCCAUGUUGCCUUUUCCAGGUACUUCAUAUUUAACAGAUAUAGUAUGGUGGUCUGGUACUAUUGCAAUGGCACUUGGUCAAAUUGGGAAUUUCUUGGCCUACACUGCAGUUCCAACUGUGUUAGUGACUCCUCUAGGAGCUCUUGGCGUUCCAUUUGGGUCCAUUUUAGCUUCUUACUUACUAAAAGAAAAACUCAACAUUCUCGGCAAGUUGGGAUGUCUGCUGAGCUGUGCUGGGUCUGUUGUUCUCAUAAUUCAUUCCCCAAAAUCUGAGAGUGUAACGACUCAGGCUGAGCUUGAAGAGAAGCUUACAAAUCCAGUGUUUGUGGGCUACCUCUGCACAGUACUUCUCAUGCUUCUCCUGCUUAUCUUCUGGAUAGCGCCAGCUCAUGGACCUACUAAUAUCAUGGUUUACAUCAGUAUUUGCUCACUGUUGGGCAGUUUCACUGUGCCCAGCACAAAAGGCAUUGGGCUGGCUGCUCAAGAUAUCUUUUACAAUAAUCCAUCAAGUCAAAGAGCCUUGUAUCUCUGUUUGGUUCUUCUGGCAGUGUUAGGAUGUAGCAUCAUCAUUCAGUUCAAGUAUAUCAAUAAGGCACUGGAAUGUUUUGACUCAUCUGUGUUUGGUGCCAUCUACUACGUCGUGUUCACCACUUUAGUCCUGCUGGCCUCAGCCAUCCUUUUUAGGGAGUGGAGUAACGUGGGAGUGGUAGAUUUCUUGGGGAUGGCUUGUGGAUUCACCACUGUAUCCAUUGGAAUUGUUCUUAUACAAGUCUUCAAGGAGUUCAACUUCAAUAUUGGGGAUUUGAAUAAACCUAAUAUGAAGACAGAUUAAAAUCAUAUUUGAGGGGAACUGGAAUGGCUCAGGGAAUGAUACAGAGCCUUCCAUUUCUAGGUAACUGAUUUCAGUAUGAUUGAGAUUGGCAGUUGUUACCCUCUGAGAGAGUGGUAGCUUGUGUGAAAUGAAUUGGUGGCCUCCAUCCAAUUUUAAUGGACAGUUGUCCACAUACCCAAAAUCACCAUAAUAAGUUGACAUUAACUGGUAUCAUUGCUGACUGUCUCAGCAGAAAGGCUAAGGAAUGAAUCAGCAUAGAGACUGAUGUAUCUCCUUUCCCCUAAAAGGUGGUCUAUCCAGAAAAGGUUUGAUGACAUUCUGGCAGGCCAGUAUAGGAAAUCUUUACAUUAGACUGCCUGUGAUGUACUCGUUCUGUGGAUAGAGAACAUCAGUUUCUAAUGCACUCAGUCCAGCACCUUUCAUGAAUGGUGUAUGCCCUUUAAAAAAAAAAAUUGUAAGCAAAUGGAACAAUUCUGUUAAUUUCCUUAAAACAGCAAUGUGUUCACAGUCCAGGCUGUGAAUUGUGAAAAAAAUGUUGAUUUGAAUUGUGGACUACAGGUUUGUCCUUUGUACAGUAACUGCCUCCGCAAUUUGGACUGACACAGGUGAAUGGGGGAGGCGGGGAGUUCUAAAUUAAGUCAUUGAUAUAGAGUAGUGCAUCUAACCCUUAAAAGCUUGCACUACUUACUUACCAACUGAAACUAGCUCACAGAUCCAGCUGAAACUAGCAUCCAGAUUACAGGUAUACAUUUUAUUCAUAACUCUUUUAAGUGCAUUAAGACAUACAGCAUUCAUCCAAGAGCUUUUAAUGGUUCAUGGACAGGAAGAGGGUGAAGGAGGUGAUGCACAGUCUUCCUGUAUACGUGGUGGGUUAUCCAGUGCCUUUGUAAUCUAAAAAUACCACUUAAUUUGAAUGUGUUUGUUUCUGCGACCUUGUAACAGGUUAGAAUAAUCCAGUUUUGUUGUCUGUAAUAUUUGGCUGUAUUCAAAUUAUAAGCAUGUAAAGCAGACAGAAAGGUCAGAAUAUUUUUGGAAAGGUUUCCAAGCCUGAAGUCAAUACUGAGAUGCUUUGGUGGCUUCUGCGAACAUCUAUAAUCAUAAUGAGAAGUAACUGAUAAGAGGUCUACUUACAGCAAUCCAGUAUAUGUAGAAUCCAGUUAUACAACAGAAUAUAGGAAACUAUUUAAUAAAGUAGCUAAUUGACAAAAUUGUUCUUCAGAACAGGAUAAUGAGUAAAUGGAUUUAUGUGUCAUUAGAUUGCUGAUUAUGAAAUCAGGCUGUGAACUGGCACUGUUAUGAGCAAAAUUUUUGUGAGAAGUACAGGUGUGAGAUUUCUUCAUUAACUCAGAAGGAUGGGUCAGAUUAUGGCCUUUAGAAAGGUGGAGUUGAGUAACCCAGUACACAUGCAUUCAGAUCCAGUAUUUCACAGCUGCGUUGUAGUUCCGCAGCAGUAUUUUAAAGGCUUGUGCAAGUGGCCCAAGCCAUGGUACAAUUGGUUUGGAUGACUGGAUUACAGUGUAUGAAUGUGUCAAAGAAUAGGAGAAAUUACUGAUAUUCACAGAAGAAUGUAUUGAUCUUGUCCUUGGAGUGAAAAUAAUUUUCAUAGUAUAAUGUAAUUGGAAGAGUGUACCAAAGGCUUGAAAAUAAGUGA